Messenger RNA from Ylistrum balloti, 1137 nucleotides. Its product is annotated as putative neuropeptide Y receptor 11. Gene Ontology annotation, cellular component: membrane. Gene Ontology annotation, molecular function: G protein-coupled receptor activity. The transcript has a single exon. The record is from RefSeq and is a predicted model, not a curated record. The coding region runs from base 1 to 1137 and encodes 378 amino acids. Lineage: Eukaryota; Metazoa; Mollusca; Bivalvia; Pectinida; Pectinidae. Gene Ontology annotation, biological process: G protein-coupled receptor signaling pathway.
AUGGCGGAUGCGAAUGACACCGAGUUAAUAUCAUUCAAUAACGGAUUUUCUUGGAAUGUGCUGAACAGUGACGUAAACAGAAGUCUACUUCCGGUGACUGUGAUUCUUGGAUUGUAUCUUCUUGCAGGGGUAAUUGGAAACUUUCUUGUUAUUUUUAUUUAUGUAUUUAGAUGGGAAGCGCCAAAGACAGAUCGCUUUUUCGUUCCAAUAUUAGCUGUUUUAGAUAUGUGUGCCUGUGUAAUUUCUGCCGGGGUUGGCAUUUAUGCAAAUAUGAAUAUUGUAAGAUUUCGUAGUGACGUCCUUUGUAAAAUUGUGGCCUUUCUCGGUAUAUUUUUUGUGAAGAUGUCAGGCGAUCUAUUGGCUAUUAUCGCUGUUGAUCGUUAUCUAAAACUCAAUAAGCCAUUCGAACCACAAAUGUCAUUUCGAUGGAAGAAAAUUUCUGUUUUGAUUGCGAGUGUGACAGGUUUAUUAAUGGCUAUGCCAGCACUGUUUACAUACGGUGUCAUUCCGCUAAAACACCCUGGCACAGGUGACAUGGGCUGGCUUUGUGCAAAUAGCAAUACUCCUCACCAGAAACACAUUACUCUUGAGUGGAGCCUUAAAGUUUGUUAUCAAUUUGCCAUGUUGUUCGACGUUCUCGCUCGGUUUGUAGGACUAGUAGUAUGUUAUUUUCACAUUGGAAAGAAAAUAUAUAAACAUUCGGAAAAACGUUGUCAACUAAGACUACAGCAAGGACAAAAUGUUCCAAACAGGCCGAUCUGUGUAAAUAAACGUGCCGAAGAGACAGAAUUAGACGUUCUGUCGUCAAACACAGGAAGGGAGACCACUCCAUCCACAAUCGUUCGAAUGUCCCGCCAGAGCAGUAGAUUUGAUUGUCAGAGAGUUCGGUUAACGAUGAUAUUCAUGCUGAUAACUGUGAUAUAUAUUGUAACUAUGGGACCAAAACUAGUGAUUAUGAUUGCGGAUUCUGUAUUAGAACGUUUCUGGACAAUCGAACCGACCCCGAAGUUUGGAAUAUUACGUUUUCUUUACACAUGUUUUAUUUUUAACAACGUGGUGAACCCGUUUAUUUAUGGCUUCCUGGAUAGGAGAUUCAGAUCUGAAUUAUAUAAACUGUUUACUCGUAGUCAUAAUUGA